UUGUCAACGUACCCGGAAGAUACCGAGGGUUUGGGUAAUAGCGCGGCGGGAGCCAAGGGAACGGCUAUCUCAUCUGCCUCUCGAGAGCGCCCCCUUCUCGGGCUUGCGGACCCUGCGGCUCGAAUGGCUCCGGUGUCUCGCUCGCGCAGCCCGGAGUGGGACGCCUUGGGCUCCGGGGGAAAGCGGCGCAGCUCAUCCCGGAGCCCUAAGCCCAGCAGAGCCGCCCGCUCCCCGCGGGGUCGGCGUUCGCGUUCGCGUUCGCGCUCGCGCUCGCGGGACCGGAAUGGCCUGAGCCAUCAGCUGGGCAGCCUGAGCCAAGGCUCCCGGAACCAGUCCUUCCGGUCCCGCUCGCGCUCGCGCUCCCGGGAGCGCCCCACAGCGCCCCGGAGCGCCCUGUUCGCUUCAGCCUCGUCGUCCACCUAUUACGGUGGGUAUUCUCGCCCCUAUGGCACCGACAAGCCCUGGCCUAGUCUCUUGGAUAAGGAGAGGGAGGAGAGCCUCCGACAGAAGAGGUUAAGUGAACGAGAAAGGAUUGGAGAAUUGGGGGCCCCUGAAGUGUGGGGACUAUCCCCAAAGAAUCCAGAACCAGACUCCGAUGAACAUACUCCAGUUGAAGAUGAAGAACCAAAGAAAGGCACUACUUCAGCUUCGACAUCUGAAGAUGAAAAGAAGAAGAGGAAGAAACUGAGCCGCUCAAAGGAACGAUCCAAGAAGAGACGAAAGAAAAAAUCAAAGAGAAGGCAUAAGAAAUAUUCUGAUGAUAGUGAUAGUGACUCUGAUUCUGACUCAGACUCCAGCGAUGAAGGUACAAAAAGGAGGACAAAGAAAAACAAGAAAAAGGAAAAAAAGAAGAAGCAUCGAUCGAAGAAAUACAAGAAAAAGAGGUCUAAGAAGAACAGAAAAGACUCGAGCGACUCUAGUUCAAGAGAUUCCCAGGAAGAGUUUCUGGAAAACCCCUGGAAGGAUCGAACAAAACCUGAGGAGCCUUCAGAUUUGAUUGGCCCAGAGGCUCCAAAAACACUGACUUCUCAAGAUGAUAAACCUUUGAAUUAUGGCCAUGCUCUAUUACCUGGUGAAGGUGCCGCUAUGGCUGAAUAUGUCAAAGCUGGAAAACGUAUCCCCCGACGAGGUGAAAUCGGCUUGACCAGUGAAGAAAUUGCAUCAUUUGAAUGCUCAGGUUAUGUAAUGAGUGGCAGCAGGCAUCGCCGGAUGGAGGCUGUACGACUGCGGAAAGAAAACCAGAUCUACAGUGCUGAUGAGAAGAGAGCCCUGGCCUCCUUUAACCAAGAAGAGAGACGGAAGAGAGAAAACAAGAUAUUGGCCAGUUUCCGAGAGAUGGUUUACAGAAAAACCAAAGGGAAAGAUGACAAAUAAGAAGUUUCUAGUCAUGCAGUAGACGUUUUUUUUAAACAAAUGAAAAUCGGGGUUCCAUAUAGACAUAUAAAAAGAUUAUGAUGAUCUGAACAAGCUUCACAGUGCUGCUGUGCCUUCUGUUCUCCAGUCUUUUAAUAAAAAGCUGCUGAUUGAUUAUAAUCUUAGCAGGUGAUUUGGGUUGUUUUGGACGGACCAUAAUCUCUGUCUGAUUUUAAAAUCCAGAUUAUGAGUGAACUACUGUUCUGCAGAGGGCAGCGUGGAGAGAAGGUGCCAGUGAGAUGCGUAGCUUCACUCUCACACCAUAGGGAGCGCUACUGUUAACGCGAUGUGAUGCCUCCUCUCCCGCAACCAACUGAACUUCAGAAAGAAAAAAAAAAGAUCAUUUCUCUAUGAGCAUUAUAAAUGAUCUUGAGAGAGACAUAGGAGGGCACUUUUGUGAACAAAAAAAGCAUUGCUAUAAAAACAAAAAGUGCAAACCAGGAACUUGAAAAUUAGCUUGUAUAAUACAGUAUAUAGUGUGUCCUGGAAAUUAUUUAUUUUGGUUUAGUCCCCAUCUCCUCCCCAAAACCAAAAAGCAAGCUAACCUGCAAACUUGUUGAGUUGAAAGGUUUCAUUUUUUUUAAGUUCUUAAUAGGUUAAUUAAAAAUGGUUGUUUCAGGUAUAAAACUUUGGGAGGUCUACUGUUGUGCCAAUGUAAGAAUAUUAUUUUCGUGGAGGCUAGAUCAUCUAAAUCUUCUUUAAAUUUUAUUUAUUAUUGGAUAGAGACAGAGAGGAAUCGAGAGAGAUGGGGAAGAGAGACAGAGUCACCUGCAGCCCUGCUUCACCACUCGUGAAGCUUUCCCCCUGCAGGCGGGAACCUGGGUCCUUGCACACUAAUGUGAGUGCUUAGCCAGGUACACCAUCGUCUGGCCCCUUAGAUUUUUUUUUUAAUACUGGAAAUGAAUGAGGGAAUCCCAUGUGAUCUAUAGUUUGAUAUGAAAGCAUAUAAUAAAUUAUAUCAGUGCUAUAGAUGGAGCUCAUUAAAAGGUUUUGCCUGUUUUUUAUGUAAUAAGAUUUUAUUUCAACAUUGUUAAAGCUCUCAAUUUAUAUUUUAUAUCUGUCAUGCAGUUUUGUCUUUGUAUAGAAUGUUCUCAUUUUACCACUGUCUUAUGGCUAUUGUAGACCUCACAGUGAGUUCUGUUUAUCACCAUUUCUGCCUGGCCUACUAAAUCUACUGUUUCUAAAAGUUAAAAGGGAACUAGAUCCCACCAUUUGGAGUCUUAACCUGUUGGCAAAAUUUUCUGUGAGAGAAUCUAAAUUUAUCACCCCUAUGUGAAAAGUCAUUCUCUAAAAACAUAUUUUUUGUUCCAGAUUUCGAGUGACCAAAUGAGUUUGUUCUUGUGUCUCAGUAAGCAAGGUAGUGUAAACAUAGCGAUGUUUGUGACGUGAAUACUGUGGGUUUUUGUUGAAUUCGUCUGCCCCCUCUAUAGAUCCUCAAGAAAUGAAAUGUGAAAGAUAAUGUGUUCAUUUGUGAACUUUACCACUUCUUUCCUCAGGGUUUGUUCUGCCAAAGAACAGCUUCCAUAGCAUAUUCUUUGGGAAAGAGGAGAGAAUAAGAAAAGGACAAAAAGGCUCCCCCCCCCUCUUUUUUCUCUCUCUCUUCAGCUUAUGAGAAUUACUGUUUCAACCUGUAUUUGGUCUCAUCUGAGCCAUAAGUCAAGCGGUGGGGGGCUGUCCGAAAUGAAAGCUAUGUUUUGUAUUUCCAGGUAGAUCAAUCUAGUUCCCCACUCUGCUUAUCUAGUACACUGAUAACAUUUUUUUUCUUCUUAUUGCACAAAGUCAGUAGUUAAAGAAGAAAAUGUACCCACAUUCUUAGCACAUCAGUUGCCUUCAGUAUUCAGUGUUCCCUUCCAGUGCCUGUCUCCAUAAGCACGUGACCUGGCACACCUCUAAUGACUCAAAGUAUUGAAAACACUUGCAGACAGGUAAGCAAGUGCAGUCAAGAAACCCAUCCCUAGUUCCUAGCUUCCAGUUUCUGGUUAUCAGAAUGUACUCUUUUACCAGUAUGACUUCAAUUCACAGGCAACAGAAAAGUCUGCAAGAUCAGGAAACCUUUCAGACUGGUUCUGUUAGGAAUCCUGGAACCAUUGCCACUUUGCUCUUUUCCAGUUUUUCUCAUGACGAAUGUCCUGGGUGGAGAAUUAAUUGGAGGGGGGGAAGUAGCCACAUACCAAUCUCGUGUUUUGUUUUGUUUUGUUAAAGAUGUAUUUAUUCAUAGUGGGGGAGGGUGAGAACCAGAGCAUCACUCUGACACUUGUGAUGGCCAGAAACUGUACUCAGAACCUCAUGUAUGAGAGUCUAAUGCUUAAUCCAACUCCUGGUCACCUCAGUGUGGUGUUAGAGGUGAAUUUUACCAACUCUCUAAUCUCAGCUUCUGUACCUGUAAGACUCUUGAGUGAUGAAGAUUGUGGAGGGGCAAAACUUGGAGAAAACAGGAAACGGUCUUACUAAUGUAAGGGAAGUUACCCAAUGGAAACUGAAUGAAUGCAACACAAAAGACAGCUGGAUUGUGUGUCACAAGUUUAUUCUUCAAUAAAAAGCCUGUGAUCUGA
Erinaceus europaeus (western European hedgehog) is the source of this 3965-nucleotide messenger RNA. It is a transcript of the gene NKAP, whose product is annotated as NFKB activating protein. Gene Ontology annotation, molecular function: chromatin binding. The transcript has 9 exons. Gene Ontology annotation, biological process: negative regulation of DNA-templated transcription. Gene Ontology annotation, cellular component: nucleus. The coding region runs from base 124 to 1374 and encodes 416 amino acids. NCBI's taxonomy places the organism in Eukaryota, Metazoa, Chordata, Mammalia, Eulipotyphla, Erinaceidae. The record is from RefSeq and is a predicted model, not a curated record.